UACAAGUGUAAUAUGGCUGGAAAACCUGCUGUACUUACACGUGUUGUGGACAGUAUGAUUGACAACUUAAGACCCACUCGUGCUGAAGCCACUGAUGUUGCCAAUGCUGUUUUGGAUGGCAGUGAUGCAAUACUUCUGGGUGCUGAGACCUUGCGUGGGUUGUACCCUAUUAAGACUAUUUUCACUUUUGGCAGAAUUUGUUCAGAGGUAAUUUCAUUUCAUAUCUCAGUGGAAUAAUCAAUAAUACACUAUGGUAUGACUGACCUGAGUUCAUGCAAGUAGAUUUCCAUGAUAUUAACAAGCAAAAUGAGAACAAUUAGAAGAUUAGUUUAGUCAUUUAGAUUCAUCUUCAACCUUAGCACAUUAUAAUAUUAACAGAAGUCAGAACAUAGAUUCAUUUUUAUUAUUUUCUCUUACUGUCUUAUGGUGAUUUAUCUUGUAUAGCAUUAGAUCUGCACUACUUUUGCCAAUUGCUUGAUUGAAAUCCUCUGAAUCAUAUGAAAUGUUCUCCCGUUUUAAUUGUCACUGAAAGUGUUACUGUUGGCUGAUAUUUCUGCCUU
This is a messenger RNA of Arachis ipaensis, 560 nucleotides long. RefSeq names its product pyruvate kinase 1, cytosolic-like. Gene Ontology annotation, molecular function: magnesium ion binding; potassium ion binding; pyruvate kinase activity. The record is from RefSeq and is a predicted model, not a curated record. Gene Ontology annotation, biological process: glycolytic process. Lineage: Eukaryota; Viridiplantae; Streptophyta; Magnoliopsida; Fabales; Fabaceae.